AUGGUGGCUACAUCUGAAAUCUCCGAAAUCAACACUGGAUAUGUUGCUGACAAGCCCAGCGUGGCUACAGAGCAACCCGAGAAAUCCUCUAAUGUUCCUCCUCGAUACGACCAGAUUUCGCACGAUGGUCUGCUGAACGAUCCCACUAAUCCGUUUGUUGACCAGUCCGAGAUUGAGAAUGUGCGUAGUGCCGAUGAGUUUGGAGGCCACCAUCUCAAGAAGCUCACAUGGUAG
This is a messenger RNA of Alternaria atra, 234 nucleotides long. RefSeq lists its product as uncharacterized. The transcript has a single exon. Bases 1 to 234 code for a protein of 77 amino acids. Lineage: Eukaryota; Fungi; Ascomycota; Dothideomycetes; Pleosporales; Pleosporaceae. The record is from RefSeq and is a predicted model, not a curated record.